Messenger RNA from Lutzomyia longipalpis, 1280 nucleotides. RefSeq names its product cathepsin O-like. Gene Ontology annotation, cellular component: lysosome. The record is from RefSeq and is a predicted model, not a curated record. Bases 196 to 1227 code for a protein of 343 amino acids. The transcript has 3 exons. Gene Ontology annotation, molecular function: cysteine-type endopeptidase activity. Lineage: Eukaryota; Metazoa; Arthropoda; Insecta; Diptera; Psychodidae.
ACAGAUAAUAGUCGGACUUUUAUCUGCAUCUCUCUUCUCGUGAGAUCCCACCCCCCGACAUUGGCAGUUGCCCAUUGCAAUUCCCAUCGAUCACACCAGUUUUUCCGAGAGAUUCUCUGGGAUUUUUCAAAGGGAUAAAAAUCAUUCAAAGAAUCUCUCACGGUGAUCCUCCAAAGCCCCACGAAUAAGGAGAAAAUGGAAACGCGAAAAAUUGUUGCAAUUAUUGCUGGAAUUAUUUGUCUUUUCUGCUUUGUGCCCCUCCAUGUGAAUCCACCGUACAAUCUUGAAGGACAAUUUCAGCGCUUUGUCUCUGACUUCGAUCGUCCCUAUCGAUACAAUCCGGAAGCCUAUGAGAGUCGCUUUUUAGUCUUUGAGAAAUCAAUGGUGCGACUGAAGACAAUGAAUGAGACCCAUUGGAAAAAUCCCAAUAGUGCCAUGUACGGUGUGACAAACUUCACAGAUCUCACUCCGGAGGAGUUCCGGACAAAUCAUUUGGGCUACCGAAAUGUCGAGAAUACCCAAAAUUCAUCUACUGGAAUGCCCAAAAUGGAAAGUAGACGUGCCGACCUGCCCGAAUCCUUUGAUUGGCGCUUAAAGGACUUUGUAACGGGGGUUAAGAAUCAGGGAGCAUGCGGGGCAUGUUGGGCGUACAGUGUUCUCGGUGUUGUGGAAACCAUGGCGGCAAAAAGUGGCCAGAAGAAGGCAGAAGAUUUGAGCAUUCAGCAGAUUUUUGAUUGCUUCGACAGCCAAUACUUUGGAUGCCAUGGUGGGGAUUUUGUGGAGCUUCUCCAAUGGAUAAUCGACGAAGACAUUCCUCUGCUGAGGAAUGGACUGUACACAAAGAGAACCGGUGGGAAUUGCAGCUUUGAUGCUGCUUCUGGGGUUAGAGUUAAGGAUUUUACCUGCAGGAAUUUUGUGGGAAAUGAGGAUGAAAUGCUGAACCUUUUGGCCUUUCAUGGACCCCUUGUGGCUGCCAUAAAUGGGUUAACGUGGCAAAAUUAUCUGGGUGGCAUCAUUCAGCAUCACUGCGAUGGGGAAUUCUCUAAAUUGAAUCAUGUGGUUGAGAUUGUUGGCUACAAUCUCGCACACAACACACCCUAUUACAUUGUUAGGAAUUCCUGGGGAAAGGGUUUCGGGGAGAAUGGCUACCUACGCAUAGCCAUUGGGAAGAAUCUCUGUGGAAUUGCCCAGAGAGUAGCUUUGUUAGACAUUGUGGAUCAACAAUAAGUACCGAGAGAGAAAGAGAUUUUGGGGCAAAUAAAAGAAGAAAAGAAAAAACA